CGGGGCCAGGCUGAGGGGGCGGGCACGGAACUACGCUAUCACAGGGCGGGGCGAGCCCGGCGCCACUUCCGGCUCGGGGUGUCCGGUGCGGUGGACAGGUGUGGGCGUGGAAAAUCUUUUCCCGUGACCUCCUACAGUGGCCUGCUGUACUCACUGAGGCAGAAGAAGAGCCUUUCAUCACUUACAUCGUGCAUGGACAUGUGAGGAGGAGAGCCUGCUGUUUGACCUGAGUUUAUGGCUACAAGAGAUCAAAGUACAGACUAUUUGCUUUCCAGAAUGUUUGAUGGAUAUGAAGGUGCUGAGGAUGCUGAAGUGUACGAAGAUGAACUUUAUCGUGAGGAAUCAUCCAGUGAGCAGAGCAUUGAUAGUGAGGUGGAAUUUCAUCUCUACAGCCAGAUCCACUAUUCCCAAAACCUUGAAGAAAUCAGCACACUGGAAAUAAAUGAAGAAGCCGAUGUUGUAGGAGGCACAGAUCACAGUGCUCAGCUUUCAGAUGACCCUGAGGUCAUUGUCUUGUCUGAUACCGCAGAUGAAGACAGUGUCUACAAAAUCAAAGCAACAAAGUCAACAAGCUCUUUAGGUUCAGGUAAAAUACAGGCCCCUCCAGGAACUUCCACACCGAGGCAUGAUGAGGCUCCUGGAUACAAUACCAUGUAUCCUACUGGAUCAAGCGAAGACGUUUCAAAGCGAAGCAAAAGCACUAGUGGGAAGCAUACCCCGGUCACUUCUGCUGGACUUCAUGCCACCCAAGACAUCCUGGUAAUAGAUGACAGCUCUGAGGAGGAGAGCUUCGUGUCUGAAAGUGACAAUGUUGAGAGCUGGAUGCUUCUGGGAGCCGACGCGGUUGAUGGAGAUGAUGAUAUCAUGUUGAACCUUGAAGGCUGUGCAACUCCUGUCGGUGAAGGAGAAGCUGGUGUGGACUGGUCCAUCUGUGAUAAAGACUUGGAGGCACAGAUCUCCAACUAUGGAAGCACGCGGCAUUCCAGCCUGCGGUACUACACAGCCAACAAAAACGUCACCUGCAGGAACUGCGACAGACCAGGCCACUUGUCCAAGAACUGCCCUAUGCCAAAGAAAGUCCCCCCCUGUUGCCUGUGUGCAGAAAGAGGUCACUUGCAGAACAACUGCCCAGCACGUUUUUGCCUGAACUGCUGUUUGCCUGGCCACUAUUUCAGGGAGUGCCUCGAGAAAGCCUAUUGGAAUAAGCACUGCAAUCGCUGUGAUAUGAAGGGGCAUUAUGCUGAUGCUUGCCCAGAAAUAUGGAGGCAGUAUCACCUAACAACAAAGCCAGGACCAAUCAAGGCGGCAAGUUCUCACCCUGAGCACUCUGCUUCAGUGUACUGCUACAACUGCUCUCGGAAAGGACAUUUUGGAUAUGAGUGCUCAGAAAAGCGGAUGCAUGGGAGCAUGCUCCCUACUUGUCCAUUCAUCCACUACUAUGAUGAUGAGUAUGAUAUCAAGAGAAGAGCAAAGAGAUUGAAAAGAAAGGCUGCAGAACUGCAGGAAGCUGGCCUGCUUCCAGAACAGCCAGGAAUGCCAUGGCAGGAAGAAAAACAUGGGGAGGACCAACACAGGAAGAAGAGAAAGCCUUGGAAAGAACACAGGAAACACAGCAAAGAUGAUGAGCAUCGCAAAAAGAUGAAGAUGUCCUGGAAGGAGAAACCCAGAAAAUAUAAACACAGGAGUGAUGUUGAAGUCAACCAUGAGAUAGAGGAGGACUUCCCCAGAGGGUGUAAAAGGCAGGCAUGCAAGGGCAGCAAAACCCACCACAAGUCUGUUUACCGCAAGUUCUCAGGCAGCAAGACUCUGUAUAAGCAGGAGCCUCUGGAAGGUGCUAAAGGGAAGAAGAAACAGAAAAAGCAGAGAGAUGCUAGUCCUGAUGUCAAUGAUAAUUUAUUCCUCAUAAAACAGAGGAGGAAGAAGUCGUCCAAACAGAAAUCCUGGUGAUGAGGAAAUAGAUCGGUAGCAUUGACUGGCUUCAUGUCUGCCUUCUGCUUGUUUUUAUCACUCUCUUAGCACACUGAAUUUGAGUCCGUCCCUGGCCCUGGGCAGGCGUGCCCAACCACACAUCCCACAUACCUCUCUGUUCCCAAAGGGGAGCCCUGUCUGUCGUGAGCAGCUCACUUGGCAGGCAUGGCUCCCUGCUUGUGUCGGGGGUGGUUGUGCUUUUCUGCAGUCCCAGAAUGGGCUGUAAUUGUAUUUUCUCUGCUUGGAGGGUGGGUGAUGGGAAAGGGGCCAUGCUGGGUUUCGUAGCUUUUGUUUUGGUGAGGUGUUGCUCUGCCCAUCAGAGCAGGACCUAUUGCUAGGGAGCACAAUGCUUUGGAGCUGAUGCUGGGGAUACUCUUACGAUAGGAGGAGCUGGAAUAGAGACCAGGGACAGGGUUGUGAAGCACAUUCCCUGCAGCCACUCAGUCCUCUCCAGGGCGCAGCUAGGCAGUUCUUCACCUGUGACCCUCCUGAAAGGUGCUGCAGAGGCGCUGGCGCUUUGGGACGUGACAGUCUCCCGCCUUGUGCUCCAAUGCGGUGUGUUGGACCCGUCACCUUCAGUGCCAUGGUUUUCAGUGCUGAGCAGAGUCAAGCUCUGCAUGAGCCCAUUCCCUGUCUUUGCCGACUGGCCAGCAUGCCAGGAAAAAGCAGCUUUGAAAUGGAACAGAGCUUACACCUCGUAUUAAAUACGUCCUUGUUCCCCCUGGUGUGGAGUUUCCUUCUGGAGAAGAGAGAGCAGAGUAUGAAAAAUGUAUUUGAUUCCAGCCACACUGUGCUAAAAUUUAGUAUUUUUUUUAAAGAUAGUUAUUUCUGUACACUGAAGUUGAACAAGUUUGUUGUUUAAAGCUUUUUAAGAGUAAAUGAUUCACCUAAGGAACAACCCAAAUAAAACUUUACAUGGGGAUAUAAAAUAAAAUGGGUUGUUCCACAUAUUCACAUGUUACUGAGCAUAAAUAAAAACAGUGUCUGUUUCUUUUUUCUGGCUGAAACUGCGUCACCUCUGGCAAGAGACUGGGGGUUGAAAAGGGAAUUAUCUGUACUGAUUGGUGACCUAAUCUAUACCAUCCCACUCCUUGUGCCACAGAACUGACAGUCAUCAGCUGCACAAUUCUGUAGCAAUACACAUCGCCUCUUAGCUCUUACUUCGAAAAAGCAGUUGGCUACGGUUGUGCUUUAAAAUUCAGAAGCGUUUGUAACCUAACCUAACCUAACGCAGUGAUAUCUGAGGAGGGGGAAUGGGUGCGCUAGGGACUUCAGGACUACCAUUACUACAUUAGUAUUCCGUGCUGGUACUCCCUGAGUUCAUCAUCGUUUGACUUGGCAAGGUCACGAGUGGGUGUUUCAGUGACUGUCUCACCCUGUCUCAGCGGAUUUUGGAGUAGAGCUGUGCCCAUGUGAUACUUGGGAACCUAAAGCCCAGUUUUGCCUCAUUGGCCACUGAAAGUUAUUUUUGCUUAACUUCAUUAAUUACUUGACUGAAAAGUUCCUGGCGGUAUUGAAAAAGUGAAUCAU
Messenger RNA from Cuculus canorus (common cuckoo), 3498 nucleotides. RefSeq names its product zinc finger CCHC-type containing 7 (gene ZCCHC7). The transcript has 11 exons. Gene Ontology annotation, molecular function: nucleic acid binding; zinc ion binding. The record is from RefSeq and is a predicted model, not a curated record. Lineage: Eukaryota; Metazoa; Chordata; Aves; Cuculiformes; Cuculidae. The coding region runs from base 235 to 1947 and encodes 570 amino acids.